AUGAGCGGCGAACAGGGCGCAACUUUUGACCCCAAAGAGCACCAGCAUCUGCGUUACAACCCCCUGCGGGACAGCUGGGUCCUUGUGUCGGCCCACCGCAUGAAGAGACCAUGGGCUGGCCAAGUGGAAAAACCUCCCGAAGAACACAUCCCCAGACAUGACCCUCACAACCCACUCUGUCCCGGGAACACACGCGCAAAUGGAGAGAUAAAUUCGAACUAUGACCGUACCUUUGUGUUUGAAAAUGACUUUCCCGCUCUCCAGCCAGAUGCUCCAGAUCCUGGUGAGUCCACAGUUCGAAUCAGCAUCCCUUAUUUCAAUCCAAAGCUGCAAGGGGUGUCUGAGCACCAGCAUCUGCGUUACAACCCCCUGCGGGACAGCUGGGUCCUUGUGUCGGCGCACCGCAUGAAAAGACCAUGGGCUGGACAAGUGGAAAAACCUCCCGAAGAACACAUCCCCAGACAUGACCCCCACAACCCACUCUGUCCCGGGAACACACGCGCAAAUGGAGAGAUAAAUUCGAACUAUGACCGUACCUUUGUGUUUGAAAAUGACUUUCCCGCUCUUCAGCCAGAUGCUCCAGAUCCUGACAAUGUCUUUGUUGUCUUCAGGUUCGAAUCAGCAUCCCUUAUUUCAAUCCAAAGCUGCAAGGGUAAGGUCAUGUGUUUCCAUCCCUGGUCAGACGUCACCCUCCCUCUUAUGAAAGAUCAAGAGGUGGUCGCUGUCAUUGACAAGUGGUCGGAGCUCGUGGAGGAGCUUGGUGCCACGUACCCGUGGGUUCAGAUCUUUGAGAAUAAAGGGGCAAUGAUGGGCUGUUCAAAUCCACAUCCACACUGCCAGGUGUGGGCCAGCAACUUCCUGCCCAAUGAGCCGGCCGUGUCCGACCGCUGCCAGAGGGCCUACUACCAGGAGCACGGAGAGCCCAUGCUGCUGCAGUACGCCAAGCAAGAGGCUGAGAAAAAGGAGCGUGUUGUGGUGGAGAGUUCUGAUUGGCUGGCAGUGGUGCCAUAUUGGGCAACAUGGCCCUACCAGACUUUGCUGUUACCACGACGACAUGUCCUCAGAAUCAAUGACCUGUCAGCAGAGGAGAGGGAAGGUCUUGCUGCCAUCAUGAAACGUCUGUUGACAAAGUACGACAAUCUGUUUGAAAUCUCAUUCCCCUACUCAAUGGGCUGGCACGGUAAGACAAAAAAAAAGAGAAAGAGAGAGAAAAUGUGCAUUGAGAGAAUGUUUUGCGUUCAGUGA
Messenger RNA from Menidia menidia (Atlantic silverside), 1245 nucleotides. The record is from the annotation of a GenBank genome assembly. Lineage: Eukaryota; Metazoa; Chordata; Actinopteri; Atheriniformes; Atherinopsidae.